CUUUAUGUUUGGACCGAGUCUCAUCUGGGCCGAAAAACAUAAUCAGGAGGGCCAGCUAGGCCUGCCCUGCUACCAGCCCACCCCCUCAUUUGCCUCCCAAUUUUCCAACGACGACAAUGCCCUCUUCGUUACCCCGCAUUCUGCAGAAGCAACAAGGGAACAACAGAAAACGGAUAAGCAAAACGGCGGCGCAUGGUCACCCACCACCGCCUCUUCACUCUUUCUUCUUUCAAGCCUCUGCCGUCUGCACCCUCUCUUAUGUAAUACUCCUUCUGUUUGGAAACGAAGAGUUGAUAGGGUGAGGACAGGAAAGACUGGUAAUUUUGGAGCUAGGGUCUGUGGUAAGGUUGGUCUCACCACUCCCGAUUAUCGGAGGCUCUUUGUGGGCAGCAGAGCUCGGUUUCUUGUUCUCUCCGAUGGCAUUCAGUGUGGGAUACAGGACGGUUACCAGAAACAUAGGCGAAAGCGUGUACUUGCUGUGUCAAAAGUCGAAACUUUUAGUUCCAAUGGUAGGCUGCAGAAUGUUGAGUAUACCCCACAUGGGGGUUUGAAUGGAAUGGACUCUUCCAAUGGUUUUGAGGAAUUCGAGAGUAAUAAUCAGCUUCGUAGGCUGGUUAGAAAUGGGGAAUUAGAAGAGGGGUUUAAGUUUCUAGAGAACAUGCUUUAUCAUGGUGAUAUGCCGGAUAUUAUUGCGUGUACGAGUUUAAUCAGGGGGUUUUGUAAGAGUGGAAAGACAAGGAAGGCGACGCGGAUUAUGAACAUUCUAGAAGAAUCUGGGGCUAUCCUUGAUGUUAUAACUUACAAUGUCUUGAUCAGUGGAUACUGCAAGGCUGGUGAGAUUGAUAAUGCUUUGAGGGUUUUGGACCGAAUGAGUGUUUCUCCAGAUGUUGUUACGUACAAUACAAUCUUGCGUACUUUAUGUGAUAGUGGGAAAUUGAAGCAAGCGAUGGAAGUUCUUGAUCGACAGCUGCAAAGGGAGUGUUAUCCAGAUGUGAUUACGUAUACCAUACUGAUUGAAGCAACUUGCAAGGAAAGUGGGGUUGAGCAGGCGAUGAAGCUUUUGGAUGAGAUGAGGAGCAAAGGAUGCAAGCCUGAUGUGGUCACUUAUAAUGUUCUUAUCAACGGGAUAUGCAAGGAAGGAAGGUUGGAUGAAGCAAUCAAAUUCUUGAACGACAUGCCGUCAUCUGAUUGCCAACCAAAUGUCAUUACCCACAAUAUUGUUUUGCGUAGCAUGUGCAGCACUGGCAGGUGGAUGGAUGCUGAAAAACUACUAGCUGAAAUGGUUCACAGAGGCUGUUCUCCUAGUGUUGUUACUUUCAAUAUUUUGAUUAACUUCUUGUGCCGGAAGGGCUUGUUGGGUAGAGCAAUUGACAUUUUGGAGAAGAUGCCUAAGCAUGGCUGUACUCCAAAUUCCUUGAGUUACAACCCAUUGCUUCACGGCAAGGAAAAGAAGAUGGAUAGGGCGAUUGAGUAUUUGGAUAUAAUGGUUUCUCGGGGCUGUUAUCCAGACAUUGUGACUUACAAUACUUUGCUUACAGCUUUGUGCAAAGAUGGAAAGGUUGAUAGCGCAGUUGAGAUACUUAAUCAACUAAGUAGCAAGGGUUGCUCUCCUGUUCUAAUCACAUACAAUACAGUGAUUGAUGGGCUCUCAAAGGUGGGGAAAACAGAAUGUGCCUUAGAACUUUUGCAUGAGAUGCGCAAAAAGGGUUUAAAGCCUGAUGUAAUUACUUAUUCUUCUGUCGUGGGAGGGCUUAGCAGAGAAGGAAAGGUUGAUGAAGCAAUUAAGUUUGUCCAUGAUUUGGAAGAUUCGGGCGUCAAGCCCAAUGCUAUCACUUUUAACUCCAUCAUGUUGGGUCUUUGCAAGGCUAAGCAAGCUGGUCGUGCAAUUGAUUUCCUCGCUUAUAUGGUAUCUAAAGGAUGUCAACCUACUGAAGCAACAUACACCAUUCUCAUUGAAGGCAUAGCUUAUGAAGGGUUAGCAAAAGAGGCUUUGGAGUUAUUGAAUGAACUCUGCUAUAGAGGGGUUGUGAAGAAAAGCUCUGCUGAACAGGUGGCAGUCAAGAUGUAGAUGUAAGCAGUUCAACUUUUACUCUCGGAUGGUAGGUCAUUGUUUUAAUUAUGCCUUUGGAUUUCGUCGGCCUCAUUUCCCAUGAUAAUGAUUUUCAUGGUGUCCAAACAUAUUAAUUCAUUCGUUUUCUUUGUCUUGAGGAUCGAAAUCCAAAAUCAAUUUUGUUAGAUAUCCAUGUAAGUCCUCAGUUUGUUUGAUCUGAUUCUUGUGCUUCCGAUGAAUCCAUGCUUGUCCGUCCAGUAGUUUCCACUAUCUAAAAUAUUUAUACUUAUUCAAGUUUUCCA
This is a messenger RNA of Malus domestica (apple), 2352 nucleotides long. RefSeq names its product pentatricopeptide repeat-containing protein At1g09900. Lineage: Eukaryota; Viridiplantae; Streptophyta; Magnoliopsida; Rosales; Rosaceae. Gene Ontology annotation, molecular function: protein binding. The record is from RefSeq and is a predicted model, not a curated record.